AAAUUACGUUGGCAUAAUNAAAAAAACAAAAUAAAAUAAAAUACAUACAUACAUAUAAGCUAAAGUGAAGUAACCCUCCGAAACACUCUCGAAUCCGCUCUUUCUUAUUCGCGGGGUUUAGGGUUUAGAUUUAUUAUUUCUUCUUAAUAAUCUGGUAAAAAAUGGAAGCGCAAGAAAAACAAGAGGAGCCAGUCGAGAACCGAACCAAAAAAUUGGCCGGAACUGUAAACUGGGGUACAGCAACUGUGGUUGGAGUAUUCGCUGGCAUGUUAUAUGGAGGUAGCAAAGAGGCCUCUGCAUCUGUUAGCAAGGAUGCAGAGGUAAUGUUGAAGCUUGGAAGCACUCCUGACAAGCGUGAGCAGUAUCGGCUUAUGAGGGAUGCAAUGGAGAAGAGAUUUAUCCGAGUCACUCGUGGUUCAAUAGUUGGUGGGGUCCGCCUUGGAUUGUUUACUGCUGCAUUUUAUGGCCUGCAAAACUUGCUUGCUGAAAAACGAGGCGUGCAGGAUGUUUUUAAUGUGGUUGGAGCCGGUUCCACGACUGCUGCUACAUUUGGUUUAAUCAUGCCUGGUUCACUUCGUUGGCGUGCAAGGAAUGCGAUUUUGGGUUCGGUUUUGGGUGCAGCAAUCUGCUUCCCUCUUGGUUGGCUUCAUUUGAAGCUUGUAGAGAAAGCAAGUGAAGGGACACCACCUACUGAUACCAAAGUCGGUGAAAAUGUGGAAGCAAAGAGUGGAGUUUAACAAAUAGCAUCACUUUGUUGAAGAAGACUGGUGACCUCGAGCAUGCUUGUCGAUGUCUUUUUAUUAGAGAGUGGGGUUUUGUUUCGACAAUGCCUAUCAUUUUUGUUCGGUGAAGUGAAGAAUAGAAAGGCUUGUUUGAUAUGUGUGAUUUAAUAAUGGGAAACUAUAGAGUUAAUCUGUCUGUGGACAAUGUCAUUGUAGAUUUGAGAUUGUAACUUAUAAGGAUGGAUGUUGAUGCUAAAGUGGCAUCCUCAUUGUUAUGAGUUCUUUCACAUGAUUGGAACCUUAUAUAUUAUUUUGUUCCUAUUUUACCCUCUCCUCUACUGCCCACAGGUCAUAAUAACUAUUGAAAAGUAAGAAAAGUUGGGGCAUUAGGCAACGAGUAAUUGCUUAGUAAUUCCAAGGUCUGCACUUUCCUCUCUAAAAAAUUGCAUGCUUACACUGUGGAAGUUACAUAAAAUAUGCUAAUCACAGCUCUGAAAAUAGAAAGACAUGUUAUUUUUGCUUUUCAUGAGUUUUUGAUGCCUGUUUUUUCAUACUGUCUCAGGUCCCAGAAUAUACCUAGAGUUCGAAUUGCCCAUCUGCUCGUUUUUGCCUUCUCUAUCUGUGCACAGCCUCUCCCUAGCUGAAUCGGAAAAAUGAGCUUCCAUCUUCCCGAGGUAAGUAAAAUCUAACUUCUCCUCUUGACCAACUUACACCACUUUUCGAUAAACUCCAACUCAUCUGGAUCGGUAAUUUUCUCUCUAUGCUGUUGAAUGACACGAAGAAUCUCUUCAGUUUCCCCUAGCAACAAAGCCGCCUUACGUACAAUUCUCUCUUUCUCCUUUAUUGCCUUACGCCGACACUUCUCGAUUAUCACACGCAUCAAAUUCGUGAGGCAAGCUGCCAUUAUAUUUGCAAUCAUGUUGCAAAUCUGAUCAAACAACCCCUCGUCCGCCUUCAGAUAAUCCCCCUCGUAAGCUAUUAGAAGCCUCCGGCAUAUCCGGUACAUCGAGUUAGCCGCCACAAUCUUCACCGGCCAAUUGACCGGAUUUUCCAUCAAGAAAUCAUUCACCUCGGUUUUAAAAUCCAAAAUAUCCUUCUCUGCAUUUCGCGAGAGCUCUUCUAAACUCUCCUUCGAGUCCCUGCAUUUGAGGGAGGUCUUGUGGAUGUCCUUCCCCUGCCAUUUCCGGUACAGCUCGACUCCAACCCAGAUGACAUCAGCCGCAUUUCGGUUGUUCAGAAGUGAAAUGGCGAUGCUUGUGAGAGUUACCAAUGGAAGCGACCAGCAUUUGUGGGGUUCUUGCGAGUGGAGGCUCGGGACUUGAUUCCGGUCGACUUCUUUCAGCCCUUUGAAGUUACCUAUUUUGUGCAUGAGACCGAUCAGGUUCGUGGGCCGCUGCUUUUUCCCGGUUUCAAUUAGUUUGUCGACCUCAUUGCAUAUGUCGAUUUGGAUAUUUUGAGGCAACUCUGCUUCGCCUUCGAGUAACAAGACAUAACGGCUAAAAUCUAGCUCCGGUUGAGUUUCUGAUUCCUCGUGAACACGAGAUGACGAGCCAAAAUCGAGCAAAUUCUUCAAACGCUCGACCGGACUUGCGAAACACACGAAUCGUACUCCUUUGCAGCAGAAAACGGUCGAAAUCUGAAUCUUUAUGAGAAAGCUCAAAACGAGGCGUUUGGCUCGGUGGAGUAGUUUUCGCCACUUCCGAUCUCGAAUGUGCAGAGGUAAAGAUCUCUCCUUCCACUCGACCAGCCUUUGUGUCCAGUAAGCCUCGACUUUAAACUCGUCCCCGAAUAAUCGACUCCCACCAUUCUCCGAGCAUUUGAACUUCACCGCCGUGAACAAUCUGAACGCGGGCCCCACAGUCCCGACAGCUACCCCAACCGUCUGUGCAAGCAAGAUCCACUUGACCGACCACCCGUAUUUCGAAGCUCCGUUUUCGAAUAUUCCGCACUCCAUCGCCACCCGAGCCUCCGCCUCGGCCAAAACGAGACACGUCAGCAGGGACACGACUCCUGAGGCCGUACAAGUGGCGGAGCGCGCGAUCACGAACUGGGGCCCGCUUGUCUCGGCCAUCACUCGGUAUUUCUUGAUCGUCACCUGAAGUCUCCCGAGCUCCGCCAGCUCGUCGUCCUCCUCGUUCGAGGCCAUUUUGAGCAUCUCGUGGUACUUCGACUCGAGCCUCGACUUCAUAGACGGGACCAUAACUGCCGUGGACCCCACCAAAACGAGCGAGACGAGCAUCAACGAGCAUGACACGAUUUCCUCGGCGAACAUUUUGCGGGCCCCGAGGAACUCGCGCAUUUGGAUUAUCUGUAUGCAGACGUUGGCUAAUAUGGUGACGACGAGUACGAAAAGUGCGGCGGUGUUGGUGAGGAUGUCGCGAUCGUCCAUGGAGCCCAAGCAGGUGAUGAAAUUGGCUAUGGCUGUGGACAUGAAGGCUUGCGUGCAGAUCUUGGCGAGACGGUCGGUUGGGGUGUACAUGCGUGUGGUGAGGUCCACCGGAAGCUUCAUGGCCACGGCCAAUAAGGUGAGUGACAUGGCGUUGAGGGAGAAGAAUUUGGUGGGGAACCAGAAUUUCUUGGCUCGUAAGGCGUGGAGAGUGUCGGCGACCAUUGUGAGGGUGCACGCUAGCGAGGCUAAGGCCACGUACAGGCCGAUCCACGGCAUGGGGGCGUCGAGUUUCCUCUCGACGUACUCCGAAAAGGCUUCUUCAUCUAGCAUUAUUAUUAUUAUUAUUAUUAAUUUUUUUUUUUCAGUUUUUUUGAAAGAAUUUUGUAGUUUCUAUUUGUGGUUGGUUGGUCUCUGCUAGUUUAAACAUCAAAUGAUGAUGAUACUAGCUUAGCUUUCAAUGGAUCUGUUGAAAUGAAGACUUUAAUGUGGAGGUGGAUUUCUUGGGAAACUCGUUUUACUAUCAGUCAAGAAAAUGAGGCUUGACUUGGGAAAUCAAUUAUUCAUCAGUGAUCCUAUUGAGAUUAUAAAAGUGUAAGUGUUAAUUUGUGGGACGCGGUACUUUUGAAAUGUUCUUCACAUGAUCCAAUUGUUUAUUUAUCCU
Striga asiatica is the source of this 3772-nucleotide messenger RNA. The record is from the annotation of a GenBank genome assembly. NCBI's taxonomy places the organism in Eukaryota, Viridiplantae, Streptophyta, Magnoliopsida, Lamiales, Orobanchaceae.